AUGUACCCACGCCGUACCAACAACGGAGAGGGCAGCAGCCGCGGCAGCGGCCGCCGAGAGAACCACCCUCGCCGCCCUCCACGCAUCACCAUCGUCAUCCGAGACGAAUCAGUCGACGGUCCUCCUCCGCACAUCGAGAGGGAAGAAAGGAGGCACCCGUGGCCCCCUCUCCCAUUCCCUCCGCCGAUGGUCAGAUGGGAAGAGCCGCCUACGAGACCACUCCCACCAAUUCCUACUCAAGGAAGGGGAGAAGUCUGGACCCGAGCCCGGGAGCUCCUCGGCCGAAACCGUCACUUCCUCGACCACAUCGAACAUGAGGUCGCCCAAGACCGGUUGGAGGCCCGUCAAGCCGAUCAGCGAGCCCAGCGUGCUCGGCAGGACAGGCAGGUAGAGGAGGCUCGGCGAGGGAGGUACGAGCACGAGAGGAGGCUGCAGGAGGAGGAGGCCGAGAGGAGACGGGUGGAGCACCUAGAAGAGGUGGCCAGAAGAGGCGAACAAGACCGCCAACAAGACGCCAACGUACCAGCUGCCAGAGCCAAUCCCGUCGAAGCCCGCCCAGCGCCAGUCAACAGACCUCCAGGUCCCCAGAUUCCGGCACCAAUACCGGCAGCGCCAGUCAUCACAGCCACCACAGUCAACGCCGCUAGGGCACUGGUCCCGGAUCCCAACGCCGACAACGGUGAGCUCGUCCCCUGUGCGGUUUGCACCGAGGAGUUCCCACGCUCCCAGGUCUUCACGACCUCCUGUACCGAGCCGCACCACUACUGCGGCGAAUGCCUUCAGGCCUUCUUCAGAAACAGCAUGGACGGCAACGUCUGGCGCAACGCCGACAGAUUUCCUCCUAUGUGCUGCGGCAACCACUUCUACAAUCACGCCAACGAGAACCCCUCUCGGGAAGUCCGAGCGCGCAACCAGCGCUUUCACCGACUACUCGGUGUCGAUAUGAUCAGGCAGUACUUUGCUCGUACUCAGCAGGUACAAAUGGAGAGGGACGGUGCAGGCACGCGGUGCUCGAACGCGGACUGUGGCUGGCUUGUCCCUGAGCGGUUCACAGGCGUCGAAGGUCGCAGAGACACCGAGGCCGUCUGCCACAACUGUCAACAGGUUACGUGCACGGUCUGCGAGGGCAGGGCGCAUCGUACCAGGUACCAAGAACGUUGUCCUGGUCCGAGAAGAAGGAUAGAGGACCAACAGCAGGCGGAGGCGCAGGCCGACGAGGAGUUCCUACGAUUGAGGCGGGAGGAGGGCUGGCCGACCUGUCCGACCUGUGGCUGGACCGUCCAGAGGAACGGUGGCUGUAACCUGAUAAAGUGUUUCAGGUGCGGUACAUACUUCUGCUACCACUGCCUACUCAUCUACCCUGACGGGCACCGUACGCCUGAUGGUAGGCCACUGUGCCUCUGCCCCAUAUUUAUAGAUGGCGAGGCAGAGGGGCGGAUCCAGGAGAGACGGGUAGCUGGUAUUCCGGAGCACGUGCCCGAGGGCGAGGAGGAUGACUUCUUCCCUGGUGGUGACCACCAGCACUAUCACGACCGGGGACAUCACGACCGGGGACACCACUAUGACGAGGGCCAUCAUCACCACGACGAGGGCAAUCACCACCACGAUGAGGGCCAUCAUCACCAGCACUACCACCCUCGUCAUCGCCAGCACCGGCAUCACCGCCAUGUCGACUACAUCCUCGACCACGUUAUUGAGGAUGAUGACUUCUUCCAUGGCGGGGACCACCGCGACAUCCUCGACCACCCCAUUGAGUGGGACAGCGACGGCGACGACGAAGACCUCGACGCUGAUAUUCUUCGAUUCAUCUCCGAUGUCAUGAGAAGAAGUUGA
Sordaria macrospora k-hell is the source of this 1833-nucleotide messenger RNA. RefSeq lists its product as uncharacterized. Gene Ontology annotation, biological process: protein linear polyubiquitination; proteasome-mediated ubiquitin-dependent protein catabolic process. NCBI's taxonomy places the organism in Eukaryota, Fungi, Ascomycota, Sordariomycetes, Sordariales, Sordariaceae. Gene Ontology annotation, cellular component: ubiquitin ligase complex. Gene Ontology annotation, molecular function: ubiquitin-protein transferase activity; ubiquitin binding. The record is from RefSeq and is a predicted model, not a curated record.